This is a messenger RNA of Aspergillus fijiensis CBS 313.89, 1443 nucleotides long. RefSeq lists its product as uncharacterized. The annotation marks the transcript as partial. The transcript has a single exon. NCBI's taxonomy places the organism in Eukaryota, Fungi, Ascomycota, Eurotiomycetes, Eurotiales, Aspergillaceae. The record is from RefSeq and is a predicted model, not a curated record.
CUCACAGACCCCAACACAAGAACCACCCUCUUCCACGCCAACCCGAUCAUCCAAUACCUCGUCGACCACUACGAGCACACAAAUACUCUGAGCACUACUGCUACCACCACGGAGAAACACCUCCUGAACCAAUGGCUGCAUCUCCAGACGACGCUGAGCUCCAGCCCCAGCCCCAACUCCCAAACCCACAACGUCCUGGCAACGCUGAACACCGCCCUGACGAAUCAACCCUGGCUCGUGGGCGAGCGCUGCAGCCACGCCGAUUUGGCGUUUUUACCGGGUCUCCACGGUCUUGCUUCUUCUUCCGGGGAUGAUGGCCUGGGAUUGGAGCUGAUGCGGGCGUAUCCGUUUGUCGCGGCGUGGGUGGGGAGGAUGGAGAGGAGGGGGGCGUGGGGGAGGGUUCUUGCUGCACGGGAGGAGGUGUUGCGGGAUGUGACUGCCAAUGCGGUUCGACCGGAAGAAGAAGGAUUGUUAGAUGGGGAGAGUGAGUGGGAGGAGCUUGAGGGGUGUUCUGUUGCUGUGGACCGCGUCGAGGAGGAUGAGGGGGGGUUGAGUGUUCAACCUGUGGUUGUUGAGGCUGUGGUGAGGACGGAUCAGGUCCAUGAUGACGAGGAGGAGAGAGAAGGGAUGAUGCCAUGCGCAGCUGGAUUUGCGCUGCAGAGAGUAUCCACAGCUCGCCAGGUGCUGGGCUACGAGCACCGCGACGAUGACAACGAUGACGAUGACGAUGAGAGGGAGGGCCUUCUCCCGUGUGCGGCUUUUAUGUUGCAUGCGCAUGCUCACGCAAUCCCGAGUCAAACGAGGAGCGGCGAGGACGAAGACAGAGAAGGAAUCCCCCCGUGCGGCGCCUUUGUCGCGCACGCGAAGCACCCAUCGAAUGUCACGACAGUCGUCGAGGAGGACAGUGAUGACGAUGAGAGGGAGGGAUUCCUCCCGUGCGGUGCCUUUGGGGCUCACGCGCAGUAUGCACCCUCUACCACUGCCGCAGAGGUCGACGGUGCCGAUGACGACGACGAUGAAAGAGAGGGCAUGCUGCCUUGCACUUUGAUCGGACUCCAUUCAGCGCAGCUACCCCCGAAGACGACAGUGGUCGAAAGCGAGAGUGAUAGCGACGACGAGAAGGAGGGGGUUCUCCCGUGCGGUGCCUUUGGGGCUCACGCGCAGCACGCACCCUCUACCACUACCCCAGAGGUCGAGGUCGAGGAUGAUGACGAUGAAAGAGAGGGCAUUCUCCCGUGCGGUGCAUUCAGCGCUCACGCGCAGCAUGCACCCUCCACCGUCGAAGCCGAGAUCAACAAUGACAAUGACGCCGACGAGAAAGAAGGCAUGCUCCCCUGCGCCGGGAUCGGGAUGCCGACGCCACACGCAACAUGCACAGCCGAGGAGGAUGAUUUCGAGCGCGAGGGCAUGCCUCCCUGCUCUCUGAUGGGGAUGGUAUACUAA